GACGAUCUCCACACCCCAGAUCUUCGACCCUUCAACAUCCCCGGCAUCCACCACGGUCAGCCUUCAUCAUCAGUCCUCACUGUCAGCCUCCUCCAUUUUCUCCCCAUACUGUUUUUCGCAUGCAUUCCACGUAGUUGCUGCGACGCUCUACCGCAACAAGCACUCAUAAGCUCGUGCGACAAUGGGUCUCGGCAUUCUCUCUGACCAUGCUCUCGAACAGGUCCCUGGGACCGCGCAGGUAUUGGAAGGCGAGCAGCGGAGGGAGAUAGAAAGAAAUGCAGGAAGUAUCAUAGGGAGGCCAGGCUUGAAGUACGACAAAACUGGGACAAUACUGCUUGUUCCGCAGCCGAGUGACGAUCCGAAUGAUCCGCUUAACUGGUCGCUUCGUCGCCGCGACACCAUUCUCUUUCUUUUGUCCGUCCUAUCAGUCAUCGCAAGCACCCUCUCUCCGAUCCUCGCCGCCAACACUGUCUCCCUCGCCAUUUACUUCGGUCGCAACUUAACCGACAUGGCUCUAUUAACGGGGUACCACCUCUUGGGUGUCGGGGUCGCGGGGUUUCUUUUCGUACCUUCAGCGCGUAUCUGGGGAAAACGACAUGUGUAUCUCCUAGGCAAUGUGGUGGUCGUGGUGAGCUGUGUCUGGGGUGGCGCGAUCGGAAAUCAUUAUGCUGGAUUUCUAUGGGCGAGGGUGUUUCAAGGCGUGGGGCUAGCUCCAUUCGAGGCGCUUGUUAAUGCUAGUGUUGGCGAUAUGUAUCACGUCCACGAGCGCGGAGUUCGCAUGGCGCUGUCAAACUUCUGCGUCUUCGGAGGCGCGUUCCUUACGCCAGUCUUGGUAGGAGUGAUUGCAGAUCGAAUCGGGUACCAGUGGACAUUCUAUUUUGUCGCCAUAUUCGCAGGAAUCAUGUUACCGUUGGUCAUACUCUACUGCCCGGAAACAGCGUUCAGGAGAGAAGAAAAAUUUGACAUUGACACCAUGGGAAACUUGCUGGUUAAGGAUGGAGAAGAAAUGAAAAUCCUGGGGAAUAGAGGAUCGAGCAGUACAUCUGCUGAACACGAAGCAGCUGGAAAUACGGAUGAAAAGGGAACAGGAAACUCUCCGGACCAGCAGUCGGUGGGCGAUCCGCCACGCAAAGCUACUUUGCUCGAAAGCAUGAAGCCGUUUAAUGGGCGAAAAACAGAUGAGAGGUAUCUGCACCUCCUUCUGCGUCCGUUCUCACUGUUCUUACAUCCGGGUAUACUAUGGGCUUGUCUAAUCCAAGGCACUCUAAUCGGCUUCACGGUCCUUAUCGGUGUUGUGCUUGCAGCGAUUAUGCUCGGCCCACCGCUUUGGUUCGGGGAGGUGGAGACAGGAUACAUGUAUACAGGCGGCUUCAUCGGUGCACUCCUAGGCUUUGCCCUCACCGGUCUGAUCAGCGACUGGUCCGCCAACCUGCUCACGCGCCUCAACAAUGGCGUAUAUGAACCCGAGUUCCGCAUGGUACUCGUGAUCCCACAAAUGAUACUAGGUUGCGCUGGUAUUUACGGCUUCGGCUGGACCAGCGCAGACGCAGCGACGUACGGGUGGUUCUGGCCUGAUUUCUUCUUCGCGCUCGUAGUUAUGGGUAUGGUGUGUGGUGCUGUCGCCAGUGCUCUAUACAUUGUGGAUGCGCAUCGCGGCAUGUCCAUCGAAGCUUUUACGUGCCUCCUCGUUUUCAAGAAUGUGUUCUCCUUCGGCCUGACGUUCAAAGGCUUCGACUGGAUCGUUGAUGCUGGACGGCGGAGUGGAGCAGGUGGAGGUGGGGGGAUCAAGGGCCUUUUUAUCGCUGUCGGGAGCGUGCAGGUCGCCAUUUGUGCGUUGACGAUUCCGAUGUACAUCCUUGGCAAGAGGAACCGGAGUUUCUUUCACCGUCACAAUGUUUUCUUUGCAGUAACGGAUUGGGUGGCGGAUAAACUGACAUUUUGGUAGCAGAUUGUCAAUGGAAGGCAAUUGCUGGGGAGAGUCGCUUGGGUGGUAUCAAUGUGGACUCCGAUCCCUACACUAUCAUUUACUAUAUUAAUUCUUAUAUUCUGUUGUCGGAUCAAAGGUAUCCAUCGCUGCCAUGUAAAUACCUUAUGGGCCGCAGACCCUGCAUCGGUUACACGGCAUGGCUAUCACAUUAUAAACCAUAUGGAGUUCUAUCCUUCCACAUACGACCAUAGGACACUGAGAAUUAGUUCACUCGUCCGCUCAGC
Messenger RNA from Alternaria rosae, 2211 nucleotides. RefSeq names its product major facilitator superfamily domain-containing protein. Lineage: Eukaryota; Fungi; Ascomycota; Dothideomycetes; Pleosporales; Pleosporaceae. The coding region runs from base 182 to 1945 and encodes 587 amino acids. The record is from RefSeq and is a predicted model, not a curated record. The transcript has 6 exons. Gene Ontology annotation, molecular function: transmembrane transporter activity. Gene Ontology annotation, biological process: transmembrane transport.